AUGGAAAUUUUGUGGAAGACGCUGACUUGGAUAUUGAGCCUGGUCAUGGUCGCUGCUGAAUUUCAGAGUUUUGGUAGACUUUCACAUAAUUCUCAAGAGGAGUUCCUGUCCAGUCUGGAGCAUUACCAGCUGACUUUCCCAGUGAGGGUGAAUGAGAAGGGCGAGUUCAUUAGUUACACUGUGAAACAGCACCGGCCCGGUCGGCGGAAGAGGGGACUGGACCAGGCAGGACCCGACCCCACAGAGACCAGGCUCUUUUACAGACUCUCUGCAUACGGCAAGCACUUUCAUCUAAAUCUGACUCUCAACCCCCACCUGGUGUCAAAACAUUUCACAGUAGAGUAUUGGGGGAAAGAUGGACAGGAAUGGCGGCAUUCCAUGGUGGACAAUUGCCAUUAUGUUGGAUAUGUACUGGAUCAAUACAGCACUACUAAAGUGGCAUUGAGCAAUUGCAAAGGUUUGCAUGGUGUUAUUACAACAGAGGAAGAACAUUAUUUAAUUGAGCCAUUAAAGAAUAUAUCCUCCAAAAAUUCCAGUGAUUUAAACCUUGAAGAAGGACAGCCACAUGUUAUUUAUAAAAAGUCUUCCAUUCCCUCGCCACAAGCGCACAGUGAGGAGUUCAGCUGUGGUGUUUCAGACCUCACAAUAAACAGGACGCCAUGUUGGCAAAGUAAUACAGCCGUGCCAUCACCAUCCCCUGUGCCAAACAAUGAAAGCUUUGGCAGUGCCCACCGCCAGCGGCGAUCUGUCAGCUCUGAGCGCUUUGUAGAGACACUGGUGGUGGCAGACAAAAUGAUGGUGGGCUAUCACGGCCGUAAGGACAUCGAGCAUUACAUCCUGUCUGUGAUGAAUAUUGUUGCCAAACUUUACCGUGAUGCCAGCCUAGGAAACGUUGUGAACAUUAUUGUAACCAGACUGAUUGUCCUGACAGAGGAUCAGCCAAACCUAGAGAUAAACCAUCAUGCGGAUAAAUCUCUAGACAGCUUCUGUAAAUGGCAGAGGUCCAUUCUCUCUCACCAAGGAGAUGGGAACAGUAUUCCAGAGAACGGGAUAGCGCAUCAUGACAAUGCUGUUCUUAUCACGAGGUAUGACAUCUGCACCUACAAGAACAAACCCUGCGGCACGCUCGGCUUGGCAUCGGUGGCUGGAAUGUGUGAGCCAGAGAGAAGCUGCAGCAUUAAUGAAGAUAUUGGCCUGGGUUCUGCCUUCACUAUCGCCCAUGAGAUUGGACACAACUUUGGCAUGAACCACGACGGCAUUGGUAACUCUUGCGGGACCAAAGGUCAUGAGACAGCCAAACUGAUGGCAGCCCACAUCACGGCCAACACCAACCCCUUCUCCUGGUCAGCUUGCAGCAAAGACUACAUCACCAGCUUUUUGGACUCAGGUCGGGGGACGUGUCUGGACAAUGAACCUUUGAAACGAGACUUCCUGUACCCCACAGUGGCCCCAGGGCAGGUGUACGACGCAGAUGAACAGUGUCGCUUCCAAUACGGUGCCUCCUCCCGACAGUGCAAAUAUGGGGAAGUGUGUAGAGAGCUCUGGUGCCUUAGCAAAAGCAACCGCUGUGUCACCAACAGUAUCCCAGCGGCCGAGGGGACCCUUUGUCAGACGGGCAGUAUUGAAAAAGGGUGGUGUUACCAGGGUGAAUGUGUGGCGUUUGGGACCUGGCCUCAGAGCGUGGACGGUGGCUGGGGACCCUGGUCUACAUGGGGAGAAUGCAGCAGGACCUGUGGUGGGGGCGUCUCCUCCUCUAUGCGUCACUGUGACAGCCCAGCGCCGUCUGGUGGAGGAAAGUACUGUCUUGGGGAGAGGAAGAGGUACAGAUCAUGUAACACUGAUGCGUGUCCGGCGGGGUCACGUGACUUUCGGGAGAAGCAGUGUGCGGACUUUGACAGCAUGCCCUUCCGUGGGAAGUACUACAACUGGAAGCCAUACACAGGAGGUGGCGUGAAGCCUUGUGCCCUCAACUGCUUGGCUGAAGGUUACAACUUCUACACGGAGCGCGCUCCAGCAGUUAUCGAUGGCACGCGUUGUCAGGCGGACUCUCUGGACAUCUGCAUCAAUGGAGAAUGCAAGCAUGUGGGCUGUGAUAACAUCCUGGGCUCGGAUGCCAAGGAGGACAGAUGUCGUGUGUGUGGGGGAGAUGGGAGCACGUGUGAGGCUACCGAGGGCCUAUUCAAUGACUCUCUUCCCAGAGGAGGCUACCUGGAGGUGAUCCAGAUACCAAGAGGAUCUGUCCACAUUGAAAUUAGAGAAGUCACCAUUUCUAAGAAUUACAUUGCCUUGAAAUCUGAGGGAGAUGACUACUACAUCAAUGGAGCGUGGACUAUCGACUGGCCUCGCAAGUUCGACAUUGCAGGCACUGCGUUUCACUACAAGAGACCUUCGGAUGAACCAGAGUCUCUGGAGGCAUUAGGAGCCACAACUGAAAAUCUUGUUGUUAUGGUGUUGCUCCAGGAGCAGAACCAUGGGAUUCAGUACAAGUUUAACGUGCCUAUUCAACGCACAGGCAGCGGGGACAAUGAGGUGGGCUUCUCGUGGCACCACCUCCCCUGGUCAGAGUGCUCUGCUACCUGUGCUGGAGGCUCUCAGAAACAGGAAGUGGUGUGUAAAAGGCUGGAUGACAACUCUGUGGUCCAGAACAGCUACUGUGACCCCGAGAGCAAGCCUCCAGAGAACCAGAGACCCUGUAACUCAGAGCCGUGCCCCCCAGAGUGGUUUAUUGGGGACUGGUCAGAGUGUGGGAAGACAUGCGAUGGGGGCAUGCGCACCCGCACUGUCCUAUGUAUUCGCAAGAUUGGCCCUACUGAGGAGGAGACUCUGGAGGACAGUCACUGUCUGACCCAUCGACCAAUUGAGCGCGAAUCCUGCAACAACCAGUCCUGCCCUCCGCAGUGGGUGGCUCUUGAUUGGUCAGAGUGCACUCCAAAGUGUGGCCCUGGCUUCAAGCAUCGCAUCGUCCUAUGUAAGAGCAGUGACCUGACCAAAACCUUUCCCCCCGCGCUAUGUUCUGACCACAACAAGCCCCCGGUUCGAAUCCGCUGCAGUCUGGGUCGCUGCCCACCCCCUCGCUGGAUCCCCGGAGAAUGGGGACAGUGCUCAGCGCUGUGCGGAUUAGGACAGCAGAUGAGAACAGUCCAGUGCCUGUCGUAUACUGGCCAGCCCUCAAACGACUGUCCCGAGUCACUGCGGCCGACCACCAUGCAGCAGUGUGAGAGCAAGUGUGAUGCUGUGCCUAUCUCCAACGGUGACGAGUGCAAAGACGUAAACAAGGUGGCAUAUUGCCCACUGGUGCUGAAGUUCAAGUUUUGCAGCCGUGCGUACUUCAGGCAGAUGUGCUGCAAGACGUGCCAAGGACACUGA
This is a messenger RNA of Chanos chanos (milkfish), 3366 nucleotides long. It is a transcript of the gene adamts6, whose product is annotated as ADAM metallopeptidase with thrombospondin type 1 motif, 6. Gene Ontology annotation, molecular function: metalloendopeptidase activity. Gene Ontology annotation, cellular component: extracellular matrix. Gene Ontology annotation, biological process: extracellular matrix organization; proteolysis. NCBI's taxonomy places the organism in Eukaryota, Metazoa, Chordata, Actinopteri, Gonorynchiformes, Chanidae. Bases 1 to 3366 code for a protein of 1121 amino acids. The transcript is spliced from 24 exons. The record is from RefSeq and is a predicted model, not a curated record.